Molecule: messenger RNA, 1236 nt
Organism: Penicillium argentinense
Lineage: Eukaryota; Fungi; Ascomycota; Eurotiomycetes; Eurotiales; Aspergillaceae
Exons: 1
Coding region: 1-1236 (411 amino acids)
Source: RefSeq, a predicted model, not a curated record
AUGGAUACACGAAUGCCUACCCUCCCCCCGGAGAUGGGAGAGUUUGUUUUGAAAAACAUUGCCACUGUCGAGGUCGUGGCGAUGUUCGCUAUAGGCACUUACAGUGCACUAGAGGUGGGCAUCGCCUGCCUCGACCUCUUUAAGCGAUACCGCGGGCUAUAUUUCUUCAGCAUGCAAGUCGCUUCCUGGGGGAUUCUAUUGCACUCAAUCCCGGCCCAGGUGCGAUUUGUGACGAACGGUGCUGAAAUCCCACUGUCAAUCCCAUAUAUUAUCGGAUGGUAUUGUAUGGUUAGCGGGCAGCCUGUCGUCCUCUACUCGCGUCUGCACCUUGUCGUCGCGGAUAUGGGUUGUCUGCGCUGGCUCCUGUGGAUGAUCAUCAUCAACGCGGUCGUGAUGCACAUUCCAAUGACUGUUCUCUUCUACUUUGUCACACUUGGAUCUGAUCAGUUCGUGCUGUCAGCCGCGAUCUACGACCGAAUUCAAGUAGUAGUCUUCGCCGCACAGGACCUCAUCAUCUGCGCAAUCUACAUUCGCGAAGCCCUUCGCGCCCUGGGUCCCGUCCUGGAAAUCCGCGGGCGCGAGGGACGCAAAGUCAUAAUUCAUCUCAUCGCAAUCAAUUUGGUCGUUAUGAUCAUGAACAUCCUCCUCAUCGUGACGGAGUUCAAGGCCCACUUCAUCCAGAUCAGUUUCAAGACAGUUGUCUACAGCGUCAAGCUCAAGCUGGAGUUCACUGUCUUGAACAAGCUUCGCACCCUCGUCUCCACAAACAAUCCCUACAUCUUCCACGCCAACGGGCAUGGAAACCGCAACAAUAACACUGCCACGACUGACACGAUUGAUCCAUCACGCCGAUCCAGUGACCUCAACAUCUACGAAAUUUACGCCUUGGUUAAUGCCCGACAUCGCGAGUCGUCGGACACCGAGUCCCAGCGAUCUGUCCCUCAUAUCAACAUAUUCAACGGCAGUCUCGAAAACGGCGUGUCUGUGGAGAAUGCGGAGCGCAUAAUACAAGAGCGGGGUGUGGUCGGCAUGGAGAACACCCUCGACUUUCGCAAUACCCUUCGUGAAACGACAUCAAGGGAAAACAUGCAUCUUCCUUCUCCAUCUCCAACAGCGGAUUGCUUCCUGGGCGACUCGCUGUCGUCUGAUAACUGCUAUGCCGGCACAGGGCCGCACAUUGGGUCUACAGAGACAAGGUCGACUUUCGAACGGCAGCUGUUGGAAUCGCACAGAUAG